Molecule: messenger RNA, 1833 nt
Organism: Fusarium pseudograminearum CS3096
Lineage: Eukaryota; Fungi; Ascomycota; Sordariomycetes; Hypocreales; Nectriaceae
Exons: 6
Coding region: 1-1833 (610 amino acids)
Source: RefSeq, a predicted model, not a curated record
AUGGCGAAGACCAAGGUCAAAGGCGCCAAGAGCAAGGGUAUCAGGAAGCACAGUGUUCCUCUAAAGGCAUUACCUGUGACACUCCUCUCCGGAUUCUUGGGAGCCGGUAAAACAACUCUUCUCCAACAUAUCCUCAGAAGUGAACAUGGCCUUCGCAUCGCUGUCGUGGUCAAUGAUAUAGGAGCUAUCAACGUCGAUGCGUCUCUCAUCAAACAAACCCAUCGCGUUAACAAGACGCAAGAAAAAGUCAUCUCCCUCCAAAAUGGUUGCAUUUGCUGCACGCUCCGAGGAGAUCUCCUGGAAGAGCUUGUUCGUCUCUCUCAAUUGCAAGAGUUUGACUACAUCAUCAUUGAGAGCAGCGGUAUCAGCGAGCCUGAGCAGGUCGCUGAGACGUUUGACUCACGAUUGGCGGAGCAGAUGGAUGCCAUGGGGUCUAUUGAGGGUGCACCUGGACUUGAUGCUGACAUGGUCAAAGUUCUCAAGCAGCUGAAGGAAGCUGGUGGUCUGGAAAAGUUUGCCAGACUCGAUACGACUGUCACUGUCAUUGACGCAUUCACCAUGCUCCACGAUUUUGACACAGGCGACCUGCUAUCCUCUCGAAGAGACGAUGUCACACCAGAGGACGAAAGAACGGUCUCGGAUCUCAUGGUUGAUCAAAUCGAGUUUGCAGAUGUUAUUAUUCUUAACAAACUGGACAUGGUCGACGCAUCCACAAAGCCUCGUCUACUGGACCUAAUUAAGAAGCUCAACCAUCGGGCCAAGGUAAUUGAGUCCAGCUAUGGAAAGGUUGAUGUCAAACAAAUUGUCAACACAGGCAUGUUUAAUCUUCAAGUUGCACAAGCAGGCUACGGUUGGCUUCAAGAUCUUCAUGACAUGACUGUCCGCGAGGUCAAUGGACGUAAUGUUCUUACACCAAAGCCUGAGACGGAAGAGUACUCUGUCAGGAGCUGCAUCUAUACCCGUCAUAGACCUUUCCACCCUCGACGGCUAUGGGCAUUGCUGUAUGACAAGUUCAUUCUUCAACUAGAGAAUCCCGAGGAGGAUGAGGAGGACAACGAUGAAGAAGGCGAGGAAGAUGAUGACCUUGAAAUGGUGGACUACGCAGAUGCUCAAGACCCAUCCGCAGACGUUGACCGAGAAACUGAAGACUCGUCUUCAUCACGCGGCAAACGCUCUGCACCUUCAUCGCCUCGAAGCUCACAUUCGACCAUUGAGUCGGCACCUUCACCAGAGCCGGCAUCCAAGAAGCAAAGACUCGCUGAAGCAGAGAUGGACAAGACAGAAGAUUACUUUACCCCACCCAACGAAGUCAUCCUGGAAACUAAGCGAAACCAUCCCAUCUUCGCCCGUCUUUUCCGCUCGAAGGGCGAAUUUCUGUUAGCAACGCGACCUCACCGCGCAGGAGACUGGUCUCAAGCUGGCGCAAUGCUCACCAUGACAGGUGGAAGACCAUGGUUCUGCACCCUUCCAGCAGAGGACUACAUGACAGGCGAUGCAGAAGUAGACGGCCUCGUACAGCAUGAUAUCGAAAAGGGCGGCGAGUGGGGCGACAGACGUCAAGAGCUGGUGUUUAUCGGGGAGAACCUGGACCACAAGGCGCUUGAAAAGGUGCUGGAUGAAUGCCUGUUGACGGAUGCCGAGUUUAAACAGUGGGAGGAGGUUAUGAGAGAUGAGAAAAAGAGCGUCGAGGACAAACGUGAGGCAUUGGAGGAUCUAUUUGACGAUGGUUUUCCGGAUUGGUCUGAGGAUGGACAUGAGGAUCAUGAGGGACAUGAUCACUCUCCUUCGGGUGGGUUGAGGUCGAUCAAGCAGCACUUGCAGGAAGUGGACUAG